Molecule: messenger RNA, 1323 nt
Organism: Aspergillus niger
Lineage: Eukaryota; Fungi; Ascomycota; Eurotiomycetes; Eurotiales; Aspergillaceae
Exons: 3
Coding region: 1-1323 (440 amino acids)
Source: RefSeq, a predicted model, not a curated record
AUGGCCAGCAGUGAAACCUUAGAUGAGUUAAAGCAAGCUAUCUCCUCCAAAAUCUCGGAGCUCGAAGUUCUUACUCGGGCUGCGGGAGAUGCUGCAGUUAGUGAUCACUUGAAGCAAAUAUCAGCAUCAAAAAAUCAGCUCUUAUCUCUACAUCGAGCCCUCGUCAAAAACCUUAAAAAACCAUCCAAAUCGGAUCCCUCAAUUUCCGAGCGACGAACCUGGUUUUCGAACUUCAUUUCAUGCAGCGGAAAUAAGCUUUCUCAGAAUGAGGUAGAAGACCUCACAGCCAUCACAAAGCAUUGGGCUCUUGGUGAUACCAGAUGUCUUAAGGCUUGUGCGGAACUCUGGGCUAUACGCCCACAUUUGUUUUGUGACGGAGAAACACCGGAUAAAGAUGUUGUUCGACGGUGCUACAAUGAUCUAGAACGCAUGGAGGAUCUUGAUCCAACAAGACGCAAGGCAUUACUCGUGACACUAUCUCGAAAAGUCUACGAGAGACAGGAACAACUUUGUUCUAGUCCAAGAGCGCGAAAACGUUGCAGGAAAACACAGAGUGAUCAUGAUAGUCGAAGUUCCACUUUUCUAACUUCUGCAUUAGGCGACAUCUGCUCACAGCUGUGGGACGACCCAAAGAAAAUCCAAGAUAUAAGGAGAAAAAGACUUGCGCGUUACUCAUUAUUUGGAUGGAAGUGGAAUAGGCUGACACAUGCGGAACUAAUACUCUCAUUCACGCAAGCAUCAGCGAAAAGAUUCGAGCUACACAGAUGGACACCUUCCAAGAUCGAAGCGCUGAAUGCAUAUACUGAAACGUUGCCACAAUUUGCGAUCCGUGAUACAUUGCACAAGGCUUGGACCAAAAUCCUGGAUCAUUAUGAGGGCAAACCCACUUUACAUCAAACAGCAAACCCCAGUUCUCCGGUCAGUGUCGAGUCAGCAAUGCAACAAACAUCGCUAUUGUCGAACGAUCCGGUCAGUACCUCCGUCGGCUUGAAUCUCGCGCCCUUCGAGGAUAUAUUUGCUUCAGCCAACCCCUGGUUGUUUCUCCGCACUGAUACAGGCGGUGGGGAGAGUGCUAACGAUAAUUCCGAACGUACUUUGUCAGUCGACGACAUAAUCGCUUCAGCCGAACCCUGGGUUCUUCUCCAUGGCGCUGACGGGAACGUAACUGGUCCUACCCUAGCUUCAGCUCCAGCUGGGCCUCAAAACCUCGGAACAACACAUACAGACAAUCAUGAUGAUUAUCCGUGUGUUUCAUCUGGAUCAAGUACAUCGAAAACAUAUGCGGCACUGGAACAGUCCAUUGAAGCGGCGUCAGAGGCUUAA